AUGGAGUACAUGGGAAGCAAUAUAACAUACAACAAAGACAUAUACAGUGAGUUUAAGUACUACUGUGAACAGCAUGAGAUUGAAGUAAUGAGUAAAGGAGACUUUGAAACGCUUAUGAAAGACAGUGAGGAGGUCGUUCAUGAGAACAGUGUUGAAAUAGUUCAUGAGAACAGUGAGGAGGUCAUACAUGAAUGCAAUGAUGAAAUAGUUCAUGAGAACAGUAAGGAGGUCAUACAUGAGAACAGUGAUGAAAUAGUUCAUGAGAACAGUAAGGAGGUCAUACAUGAGAACAGUGAUGAAAUAGUUCAUGAGAACAGUGAGGAGGUCGUUCAUGAGAACAGUGUUGAAAUAGUUCAUGAGAACAGUGAGGAGGUCGUUCAUGAAUGCAGUGAUGAAAUAGUUCACGAUGUCGUUCGUGAAGAAGCCAUUGCAACAAAGAAUGAUAUAAAGGAUUUCAUAGAACUUAACAAGGAGGAGUUUAAAGAAGGCUAUGAAGUGAAAAGAUGUGAAGAAGAUUUCUUGGCGUAUUUGAAGAAAAAGAGACUAAAGCCAAUGGCUCAAAAUAAGUUUCAAUCGAUGUUUGAAAAGAAACGUUUGAGCUAUGGUGGUGUAAGAAGCACAUAUUACUUUGUUAAGAAGUGA
This is a messenger RNA of Trichomonas vaginalis G3, 642 nucleotides long. Its product is annotated as phage fiber proteins family. The record is from RefSeq and is a predicted model, not a curated record. Bases 1 to 642 code for a protein of 213 amino acids. The transcript has a single exon. Lineage: Eukaryota; Parabasalia; Trichomonadida; Trichomonadidae.